This is a messenger RNA of Morone saxatilis (striped sea-bass), 4944 nucleotides long. RefSeq names its product Na(+)/H(+) exchanger beta-like. Gene Ontology annotation, molecular function: sodium:proton antiporter activity. Lineage: Eukaryota; Metazoa; Chordata; Actinopteri; Moronidae. The coding region runs from base 385 to 2655 and encodes 756 amino acids. Gene Ontology annotation, cellular component: membrane. Gene Ontology annotation, biological process: proton transmembrane transport; regulation of pH; sodium ion transport. The record is from RefSeq and is a predicted model, not a curated record. The transcript is spliced from 12 exons.
GAAAAAGAGUUCAGAGUGAGAGAUUUCUGUCUGAUGGAUGUUGCUGCUUGAUGCCAGCCGUUAGAGUCCCAUUGGACGAGGAAACAACAGGUUGGGAUCAACCAGGCAACAAAACCGUCGGGGGCUUAAAUAAACUCAGCAGGCGGAGAAGAAGUGUGAUGUUAUUAUAAAACCACCACCCAUCGGUGACAGCAGCAUGUUUGUCUGCCACAUAAACCACCGUUUGUUCUUCCUCAACUAUGCGUAAUUUGAAGAUGCCUGUGGAGUUUGUGCGUAAAAGUGCGCGUUUCUCCGUGGCGCACCACGCUCGUUUCCUGUGCUGUCCUCAUCUUCAUCGGAUCUAGAGCUGAGCAGCAGCAGUUCAGCCCUCAAACCGGCUGAAUAAUGGCUGUGUUUGGUCCCACCCGGAGGAGCUCCAAUCCGCGUUUUGCCGGGUUAAUAUGCGGCUUUUUGCUCGUUUUCGUCGUUUUCGUCUUUGCUGCCUCCGCGAGUCGUGAUGCUGUUGCGGGAAACAACGAGACGUUGAGAAAUGACUCCCAUCACCAAACUAACUCCACCGCUCACAAAAAGGCUUUCCCCGUCCUGUCCUUCAACUACGACCACGUCCGGAAGCCCUUUGAGAUUUCUCUGUGGAUCCUCCUGGCCCUCCUCAUGAAACUUGGUUUUCACAUUAUUCCCACAGUGUCCAACGUCGUCCCAGAGAGUUGUCUGCUGAUAUUCGUCGGUUUGCUGGUGGGCGGCUUCAUCAAAGCCAUCGGAGAAGAAGCCCCCAUCCUCGACUCCAAGCUCUUCUUCCUCUACCUGCUGCCUCCCAUCAUCCUCGAUGCCGGCUACUUCCUGCCCAUCCGGGCCUUCACGGAGAACAUGGGCACCAUCCUGGUGUUCGCCGUGGUGGGGACCCUGUGGAACGCCUUCUUCAUUGGUGGGACGAUGUACGGCGUGUGUCAGAUUAGAGGAGCCGAGCUGGCCAGCGUCGACCUGUUGUCCUGCCUGCUGUUCGGCUCCAUCAUCUCGGCUGUAGACCCCGUGGCCGUCCUGGCCGUGUUCGAGGAGAUCCAUAUCAACGAGCUGCUGCACAUCCUCGUGUUCGGGGAGUCGCUUCUCAACGACGCCGUCACUGUGGUUCUGUAUCACCUGUUCGAGGAGUUUUCCCACGCAGGGACAGUGACUUUGGUCGAUGCCCUCCUCGGUGUGGUCUGUUUCUUCGUGGUUUCACUGGGAGGCAUCCUGGUGGGAGCCAUUUACGGCCUCCUGGGUGCCUUUACUUCCCGUUUCACCUCUCACACCCGAGUCAUUGAGCCCCUGUUCGUCUUCCUCUACAGCUACAUGGCUUACCUCUCUGCUGAGGUCUUCCAUCUGUCAGGGAUCAUGUCGUUAAUAGCUUGUGGCGUGAUGAUGCGGCCUUAUGUAGAAGCCAACAUCUCCCACAAGUCGUACACCACCGUCAAAUAUUUCCUGAAGAUGUGGAGCAGUGUGAGCGAGACACUCAUCUUCAUCUUCCUCGGUGUUUCCACGGUGGCCGGGCCUCACGCCUGGAAUUGGACCUUCGUCAUUUCCACCGUGAUCCUCUGUCUGGUAUCGAGAGUGCUGGGAGUCCUUGGCCUCACAUACAUAAUCAAUAAAUUCCGUAUUGUGAAGUUGACCCCGAAGGACCAGUUCAUCGUGGCCUACGGUGGCCUGCGAGGUGCCAUAGCCUUCUCACUGGGCUUCCUGCUGACCAACAGUAAGAUGAAGUACAUGUUCCUCACCGCCAUCAUCACAGUCAUCUUCUUUACCGUCUAUGUGCAGGGAAUGACAAUCAGGCCUCUGGUGGAGCUUCUGGCAGUGAAGAGGAAGAAGGAGAACAAGGGAUCAAUAAAUGAGGAGAUUCACACACAGUUCCUGGAUCAUCUCCUCACAGGAAUUGAAUGCAUCUGUGGUCAUUACGGACAUCAUCACUGGAAAGACAAGCUGAACCGCUUCAAUAAGACCUACGUGAAGAAGUGGCUGAUCGCAGGUGAACGCUCCACCGAGCCUCAGCUCAUCUCCUUCUACAACAAGAUGGAGAUGAAACAGGCCAUGAUGCUGGUGGAGAGCGGGAACGCCGCCAAGCUGCCCACGAUUGUGUCAUCCGUCUCAAUGCAAAACAUUCAGCCAAGAGGGCCGGCGAGACGACGGGCAAUCCCGAGCAUCUCGAAAAGUCGUGAGGAAGAGAUCAGGAAGAUUCUGCGAGGCAACCUGCAGAAGACCAGACAAAGGCUUCGUUCCUACAGCAGACAUGACCUGUUGAUCGACCCGUUUGAGGACAACGUGAGUGAAGUUCGCUUCAGGAGGCAGAGGGUGGAGAUGGAGAGGAGGAUGAGUCACUACCUCACCGUUCCUGCAAACCGUCAGGAAACAACGCCAGUAAGAAAAGUCUGUUUUGAACCAGAACACCAGGUUUACACUUACGAUGACAGUGAGAGCCCCAGAGGCCCGACAGUUCAGCCAAAUCCCAUCCCUCCUGAUGCCGUCAGCCUGUUGAGCGAAUCGCCCCAGAGGCCCAAUCAGAGCGGCGCACAGAGAACCAAAGUACCAGACGAGCAGGAGGAGCAAGACCAACUGAAACUUUCACGCUGCCUUAGUGACCCCGGUCCAAACAAGGAGGAGGAGGGAGACGGCUCCUUCCGCUCCUAAUGAAGCACAUAUUAUUCACAUUGGAAGCAGAGGAUGAUCUCCUCAUCUGGUCUGUUGCGUUUAAUGAGCGGAGAUCCCUGAAUGAAUUGGAGUCGUAGCAAAGCUUGGUAUUUAUUCAUUUAAGUAUUAUUCUUUUUUAUGUUUUUGUGAUAUGAGAUUAUGCAAAUUUCUUUUUUCAGCAUUUUUUUUCCAUAAAUUCAAAAGGAGCUUUAUCGUGUAACACAUUGCCAAAGCAUGCACCUCUGACCAUUCGCUAUUUCAGGAUUGUAUUACAGCCUGAAGUGAGCCUAGUGUCAGCAUUGUGUCUUAACUAGCAGACUUGCCUCAAAUAGUAAAAACAAAAACAACAAAGCACUUGAUUUAAGCUUGAAGCACCAGAUGGUCGGAGUUAAAGCCAACAUUAGCCUAUCACUGAUAUAUCAGUAUCGGCUGAUGAGCAACAGGAAACUGCUGUGCAGAAAUACCAAAGAUCGUGAUAUAGAUAGUGUCCCCAACGCAAAGUUUGUCUUCCAGAGAGCUCAGACCAGUUUAUUUUUAGCCAUGCUAGUGGUGGUCUCACUCACAGUCCCCAGAGGAUGUAUCUUAAAGGUCCAGUGUGUAACUUUUAGGAGGAUCUAUUGGCAGACAUAGAAUGUAAGUUUUCAUUCGUGGAUAAUCACCUGAAAAAGGGUAAGGUUACGUUAGAAUGAGCUGCUUUUAUCUACAGAUGCCGCAUGUUGAACCUCCAUGUUUCUACAGUAGCCCAGAAUGGACAAACCAAAUACUGGCAGUAGAUAGCUUUUAGGGUUUUUCGUGCAUUUCGCAGCCACCGUAGUUUCUCCUUUUGCGCUUGAAAGAGGAGGGUGACGUGAGGGAAUUGCAAUCUGCAACUCCACUGCUAGUUGCCACUGAAUCCUACACACAGGACCUUUUUAAGGACUUUGAUGAUCCGCUGACUUUACUUCAAGCGCUAACAUGAGGUCAAAUACUGUAUCUCAACAACUAUUAAAUAAAUUGCCAAAUUUAGUACACGCAUUAAUUAUUUUUUUGCCUGUUAUGAUGAAUUUUGAAAUUUAUUAAGAUGAAAUGAAUGAAAAGAUUUAUGACCUGGUAUUCCCAUCAGCCUCUGCUGUACUUUGUGUUUAGUGCCAAUUAGCAAAUGUUAGCAUGAAAACACCCUGAACUAAGACAGUGAUGGUUAGUGUUAGUGGACUGAUGGACUUCACGAACUGCUGUGCCUAUAAACAGCCUCACAGAGCCGCUAGCAUGGCUGUAGAGAUAAAGGCAGCUGUGUUUUUAUUUGUUCCGAACGGCGUCACUAGGAGGAUGAAAAGCUGGCCGUCCUACAGAAGGGGGAGACCCGAUAGUUUAAAUAACGGCACACAUUUUCAGACAGUCUCACCUUAAAGACAUUUGUAGUGUUUCACUUGGUUGUUUACAUGAAAGGUGAUAAAAAAUGGUUUGUCACCUCUUCACAACUGGUGAAUCACAGGGUGAAAUGUGUGUGAGCGUCGGUUUCGGAAAGUUACAGAAGUCAGGUGACAUCUGGCGAGGGGGUUUCCGAAGUUAUCUGAACGUCUGACAAACACUCCUGAAGAAGUAUACUGGUGCCUUUGGCCUUUUUAAAUGUAAAUGUUGAAUAUCAGUAUCGGAAUCUGCCUCAAAAAUAUCAAUCGGACUAUAUCAUUAACUAUAUCAAAUUACAAGAGGGUAUAACUAGAACAUGUUUUGCACAGCUAAAAGUGUCCUGGUGAAAUAGAAAGCACAAAUCUGGUGAUCCAAGAAGGUUAAAAUAUCGUAAAAAGUCAAGAAAAAAAAUGCAAAUUUAGUUUGACCGUGGUCUGUGAACAAGCUUAGCACUAUAUUUAACAUUGCUGCAUGACUGAUCCAUGUUUUCUCAGGGACUGCAACAUGGCACAGUAUUAAGAGAUGCCCUCUGCAGAAAGAAAAUGAGUGUUUCUGUCCACAAUGUGCUCUACGUGUGCUCUAUUUAUGGUGUUUGGAAGUGCUUCAGAGCUUCAGUAACAUUCCAGCAGUAAUCGAGUUUGUUGACGUGUUUUUGUGACAGAUCUCUGCGUGUCUGUGUUACUGGUAACUGAGCAUGCUUUGAGACCUUUUUAUUGGGAGGUUAAACAAGUGAAUCGCCUUUUCAUAUCUGCACUUAACAGCACUGAACUGCCUGAGGGUUUUCUGCCUGCACAUGUUUGCCUUAAAAUGUAUUUGCUUUCUGUGUGUUUGCCAGUUGAAGUAUUUUUAUAUAGAGAUGGAAAAGAAAGUCAUCUUAAAUAUCUGUUAAAAAAAAAAAAAAAA